Messenger RNA from Abrus precatorius (Indian licorice), 1503 nucleotides. RefSeq names its product BURP domain-containing protein BNM2A-like. The transcript is spliced from 2 exons. Lineage: Eukaryota; Viridiplantae; Streptophyta; Magnoliopsida; Fabales; Fabaceae. Bases 139 to 1209 code for a protein of 356 amino acids. The record is from RefSeq and is a predicted model, not a curated record.
ACAGUAAAUUGCGGCAACAAAAGGUUGACUUGCAAGCGUUAUAGAUUGCUACCAUCCAUUCUCUUUAUUUACUUCCUUCUCCGUUCUAAUUAGAAGCUUGAAACAAAUAUCAGAAAAUAUUUCAAGAGAAACAAAGAAAUGAGACUCGGAUCUGCUUCUUGGAGCUUCAUCCUAUGCACCCUACUUCUCUCUUUGAUUCUACAAGACAGUGGCGCUAGAGAGAUAUCAACAACAUCAGGGAAAUAUGUUCAACUGAAGGAAGUAUCCAAUGAUAUGCAAAAGCUUGCAACAGAGGGUCUUGUACUUAACAAUAUUUUGCAGCUUGAAGGCGCUGCUGUAGAAAUCAGUAUGAAGCAUGUGCAUGAAGAUGAAGAUGAUGACGAUGAUGAUGAUGAUGAUGAUGAAGAUGAUGACGACGACGACGACGACGACGACGACGACAGGGUGAAUAAAGGAAAGCGAGUUGAUAAAGAAGAACACAAAAAGAUAAUUGGAAAGGAUGUGCAUGUGGAUCACAAUCACAUGGACCUUGAACUGAAUGUGUUUUUCACCCCAAGUGAUUUAAAGGUUGGGAAAAUAAUGCCAAUUUAUUUUUCCAAGAAAAAUUCUUCAACAUCUCCAAAAUUUCUGACCAGAGAAGAAGCUGAAGAGAUUCCUUUCUCAUCAAAACGGCUAUCUUUCCUUCUCAAAUUCUUCUCUAUCUCAAAACACACUCCCCAAGCCAAGGCUAUGAAAUAUACACUCAAACAAUGUGAAUUUGAAUCCAUGGAAGGAGAGACAAAGUUCUGUGCUACAUCUUUAGAGUCUUUGUUUGAUUUUGCUCGUUAUAUGUUCGGAUCCAAUGCGCAAUUCAAAGUUUUGACCACUACCCAUCUCACAAACUCCACAGCCCUUUUACAGAACUAUACAAUCUCAGAAGUGAAAGUAAUUUCAGUUCCAAACAUCAUAGGAUGUCACCCCAUGCCUUACCCAUAUGCAGUUUUCUAUUGCCACAGCCAAAAGAGUGACACAAAGGUGUAUGAGGUGUUAGUUGAAGGUGAGAAUGGAGGGCGAGUUCAAGCUGCAGCUAUUUGUCACAUGGACACUUCUAAGUGGGACAAGGAUCACGUGUCCUUUCGGGUGCUCAAUGUUAAGCCCGGAACCUCUCCAGUGUGUCACUUUUUCCCUCCUGAUAAUCUAGUUUGGGUGCCUUUGAUUGGGGCUCCAUAACAAGUUCCAAGUUCCUGAUCAAGGUUGUUAUGUUUGCCCAUUAGUUCUAGGCCUUGUGUACUAGGAAUUAGAAAAGCGCUUAUUGGUGAAAAACCCAUGUAUCUAUGUUAAUAAAGAUGUUAUUUUGGUGUGUUUUAGUAAUCUGAAUCUAAUGGUUAUCUUGUGCAUAUGCUUAUUUAAUUAGUUAUGGAUGAAGCUUCAAAGUUGGGCUUGCUAACUAGAAAGUGUAGCGUGAGCGUGUAUUAAGUGGCAAAGAACAUAUACAUGAUAACUAUUAGUUUGUUACAAAUUCCC